This is a messenger RNA of Dermatophagoides pteronyssinus (European house dust mite), 4541 nucleotides long. RefSeq names its product protein tyrosine phosphatase Meg (gene Ptpmeg). Gene Ontology annotation, molecular function: protein binding; protein tyrosine phosphatase activity. The record is from RefSeq and is a predicted model, not a curated record. Lineage: Eukaryota; Metazoa; Arthropoda; Arachnida; Sarcoptiformes; Pyroglyphidae. Gene Ontology annotation, biological process: protein dephosphorylation. Gene Ontology annotation, cellular component: cytoskeleton.
UUGAAAAUUUUUUUUUUUUGAAAAUCGACAAAUGUGUGUUCAAUAAAAAUUUGAUGUCAAAUUUGACAUUUAAUAAAAUAUUCUACACUAUUUACUCUGAAACACACACUUACACACACACAUUCCAUAUACAAUUCAUUAAUAUCACAAGAGGAAGAAUAUUCUUGAAUUUCCGAUUUUUUCUUUCUCUUAAAUAUUUAUUCAUCAAAAACUAAAUUAAUCAUGUCAAGAAAAUUUAUAUCAAUAUUAUCCGGUACUACGUAUAAUGUACAUGCAAAUGAAAUUGCAAGCGGUAUGCGUCAACAACAACAACAACAAUCAUCAACAUUACAGCUGCAUCCAAAUGAAAAUGAUCAAUCAUCAUCACCAUCGUUAUCAUCACCACAAUCAUUAUUAUCAUCACCGAAUAAUUUUGGUGGUGGUGGUCGUCUGUCAAAUCUAUCUGCAUUGAUUACUGGUCGUACAAUUAUACCGGUACCUGAAACAAUAAAAUGUAUUGUACAUUUUCUUGAUGAUACUGAACAUAUUUUUGAAAUUGAUCGUGCUGCAAAAGGUGAAGAAUUAAUGGAUGCCGUUUUUCGUCAUUUAGAAUUAAUUGAACGAGAAUAUUUUGCAUUACAAUAUACGGAAAUAUUUCGUUCAACAACACAAUCAUCAAAUGUUUAUGAUCAACAACAACAAUAUUCUAAUCAAGAUAAUUUAAAUGUAACAAUGAAUUGUAGCCCAGUGAAUACAACACGAACAGUUUUAUAUAAUAAAUGGCUUGAUCCAACAAAAAAAAUUCGUAAACAGAUGCGUUUCUGUCAACAACCAUAUCUAUUACAUUUUCGUGUAAAAUUCUAUGUAACCGAAAUGACACGUUUAUUAGAAGAAUAUACACGUUAUCAUUUUUAUUUACAAAUACGUAAAGAUAUAUUAGCUGGUCAUUUAUGUCAAUUAUCAUCAUCAACAUUAAAAAAUGAUGGAAACAAUUCCGAACAACAACAACAACAAAAUGAAGAAGAACAGGAUUCAAUCAUGGCCACAUUAGCUAGUUAUGUUCUACAAUCUGAACUGGGUGAUUAUUGUGAAGAAGAACAUAGGCCAGGAUAUUCGAAUGAAUUUCGUUUUAUACCAAAUCAAACGGAUGAAUUUUGUCAUAAAGUGGAAUCAUUACAUCGUUUACAUCAGGGACAAACACCGGCUGAUGCUGAAUUUAAUUAUCUUGAAGAAGCAAAACAUUUAGAAUUAUAUGGUGUUGAUUUGCAUAAUGCUAAGGAUUAUGAUAAUAUUGACAUAAAAAUUGGUGUUUCAUCCAAUGGUCUAGCCAUCUAUAAAAUUAUUUUAAAUCCAAAUAAUGGUCAACAAAAAUAUUGUAAAAUUAACAUGUUUUCAUGGGCUAAAAUCGUAAAAAUUUCCUUUAAACGACGAUAUUUUUUUAUUCAAUUAAAACAUGAAGGCACCGAACGAUUUGAUAAUCUAAUCGGAUUUAAUCUAUGUUCAUAUCGUGCUUGUAAAUCACUUUGGAAAUCCUGUGUUGAACAGCAUACAUUUUUUCGUUUACAUACACCAAAACCAUUGACGAAAAAAUUUUUCUUUUUCUUUUCAUUGGGUUCGAAAUUUCGUUAUAGUGGUAAAACAGAAUUUCAAACAAUUGAAGAAAAUCGUAGACGUUUAACACGUACUGAACGUAUAUUUAUACGAAAUACUGGUCGUAAUGCAACUAUGCCAGCAUCGAUUAUAAAAUCAUCAACCCCAAAUGGUAAUGAUAUUAAUAAUCAACAACAACCAGCAAAGAUAAACAUGGAUGCACAGAAACAUAUUGUUAAUCUUAAAUUAUCAACAAUUGAUAGUUGUGUUACCACAACAACAGCAACAACAGUAGUAACCAAUGGUAGUAUGAUUUAUACUAAUAAUAAAUAUAAUGAUAAACUACGUACAUCAUCAUCAUCUCGUCAAAGUCAUUCAAAACAGCAACGGAAACAUUCUACAACAGCAUUAUCAUUGAUGGAAUCCGAUUCAUUAUCAUCAUCAUCAGCAUCAUCAUUAUUGGGACCAUCAUCCAUUAUAAAUGAAAAGAAAGCUCAAACAUUACAAGCCUCAACAAUAACAGCUAAAAAUGAUACAAAAACAGUAUUAUCAUCAUCAUCAUCAUCUGGUCAUCUAAUUCAUAAUAAUAAUAAUCAAAAACAUUCGAAACGACAAUCGGAUAAAAAGACAAUCAUCAUCAAUAACAAAAAUAAUAAUAAUAAUAAUACUAGUCAUUCCAAUAAUCAUCAUUCACAAAAAUUUACAUUCAUUUCAUCAUCAUCAUCAUCAUCAUCUACAUCUACAUCAUCAAUAGAAUCAUCAUUUAUGCCGGCAAAUUUAAUAGAGGACCAAAAAGUCGAAAUAGAAUUAGAAAAUGGAACGAAUGAUCUCAUUAUCGAUGAUGUUGGUCAAAAUGUUUGUUGUGAUAACAAUGAAAAUGCUACCAUAAUGAAUAAGAAUAUAGCCAAAGAUAAUAAUGAUAAUCUAAAAAUCUUAAAUAGCAAUAAUGAUAAUGAUCAAUCGACAACAAUUAUAACUAUCGGUAAUGAUCACGCUAAAAUUUCAACUAUAACAACAACAACAAUGACAACGACAACAUUCACAACAACGGCAUUUACACCAUCUACAUUGAUCUCAUUACCAUAUAUUGAUUCAAUAUCAACAACAUCAUCAUCGGAUAAAACAAUCAAUUCAUUAACAAAUGGUACAAUAUUAUUAGGUGAUGAUAAUAAUAGUAAAGAUGUAACUAUUAUUACUGAAACAAGUCAAACAUCAACAAUAACUGAAGAUAUACCAAAUGAUAAUGAUACUGAUAUUGAAUCAAAAGAUCAACAACAACAAUCAACAUUUGAUUUUGAUCUACCUAUACAUGAAUUAAUCAAAGAAUUAUAUGAUGAUGCAGCAGCAGAUAUGCCUGUUAAUCAUAAGAAUAAUGCUGAUGAUGUUGAUUGUAUAAAAGAUCCAUCAUCAGAUACUGAUUCACCUAUCCAUGUUGUAACGGUUACAAUGAAACCAGAUGAACAAGGUCGUUUUGGUUUCAAUGUAAAAGGUGGUCAUGAUCAAAAUUGUCCAGUAUUAGUAUCACGUAUAUUGCCAAAUACACCCGCCGAUUGUGCUGAACCAAAAUUACAUGAAGGUGAUCAAGUAUUAGCCAUUAAUAGUGUAGAAGUAUCCGGUUUGAAACAUGAACAAGUUGUACAGUUAAUACGUUCAACUAAAGAUCUUGGUCCUGAUGCUAAACUUUUAUUAUCAAUACGUCCAAAUGUUUAUUAUAAACAUUGUCAAUGUCCAAAUGAAACAAUAGAUACUGUUGAUCAUGAACAGUGUAAUCCAGAACAACAAUCACCAUUUCAUUAUACACCAUUAAAUUAUUCAGUAUCACCAUCAUCAUUUAUUGAUGAUAUUAAUCCAGAAGAAUCUGGCGAUGAUGAUGAUGAUGAUGAUGGUGAAAAUGGUAUGAAAAUAGAACAUACAUCUUCGGUAGGAUCUUCAUUAUUGGAUACUUCAAUGAAUCUUUUACAUGAAGGUCUACAAGGUGAUUUAUUAAUCAUACAAUUUGAGUAUCUACCACGUCGUAAUGAAGAUGAACCAAUAACAAUAGCACGGUUAUUGGAUAAUGUACCGAAAAAUCGUUAUCUGGAUAUUGCACCAUAUGAUUCAACACGUGUCAUAAUGUCUGAAUGUAAUACUGGUGAUUAUAUUAAUGCUUCAUAUGUAACAAUGAAGAUUGAAGCCAGUAAUGUUGUCAAUAGAUAUAUCGCAACUCAGGGACCGCUUAAACGUACUACAAGUGAUUUUUGGCAAAUGGUAUGGGAACAACGAUCAACAUUAAUAGUAAUGGUUACACCGUUAAUCGAAGAUGGUAGAAAAAAAUGUUUCAAAUAUUGGCCCGAUGAAGGUCAAACAAUGAUUGUGAAUGAUUUAUUGGAUUUAACACUUGAAGAUUGUCAGGAUCGUGGUGCUUUUCUUGAACGUCGUUUCAAAUUGAUUGAUCCGGAAAAUAAGAAUACACAUUAUAUAACACAUUUACAAUAUUUAGCAUGGCCUGAUCAAGGUGUACCGGAUGAUGAUACAGAUUUUCUAAAACUUAUUUUCAAAGUUCGUGAACUUCGCCAAGAAUCAUCCGAUUCACCUGUCAUUGUACAUUGCAGUGCUGGAAUUGGCCGUACCGGUGUACUUAUAUUAAUGGAAACAGGUAUCUGUCUCAUUGAAGCUAAUCAACCAGUUUAUCCAUUAGAAUUAGUUCGAAUAAUGCGUAAUCAACGUGCCAUGCUCAUACAAACAUCAACACAAUUUCGUUUUGUUUGUGAAGCAUUACAUCGUGUAUUUCGUGAUCAUAUUGUUCGGCCAUUAGAUCAAUAUGUCAUUGAUAAUAAAACCGAUGAUAAUGAUGAUACAACUAAUCCAACUGAACUAACAAUUUAGAAAAAUCAAUAUCUUGUUGGUUUUUUUUCUUUCAUUGCCAUUUCAAGCACAAACAUAGAUCAUUGAUGGAUGACUGUAACAACAAUAUUUCCGUGUCAGCUAUAUUC